UAAACUUUCUGGAAAUAGUUAGAAAUAUACUAGAAGAAUAUUGUUAUAAACAGAUCAGUAUAUAUUAUAUGCAAAUUCAGAUAACAGUAAUAUAAACGAAAAUCUGCGACAAGUUUACUUUCCAAAUUUAAUUUUGGAAAUUUCCGGGCUUCUAAUGCUGAAAAUGGCAGCUUUUAUAAGUUCCUCAUUCACCCGUGGUAUCCACACAUUUUCUGUUCCUUCUGAGCUGUUCAAAACAAAUCGCCGGAAUUUAUGUGAAAGGCUGAAGAAAAUUAAGCAAAUCCCUGCUAAUUCUUACGUGUUGCUUCAGGGUGGAGAGUCUGAAACCCGAUAUUGUUCUGACCAUGAGCCUCUUUUCAGACAGGAGUCUUAUUUUCAUUGGACAUUUGGAGUUGAAGAACCCGAUUUUUUUGGUGCUGUACAUAUUGAUUCAGGCAAGACAAUUCUUUUCCCUCCUAAACUGGAUGCAAGCUAUUCAACAUGGAUGGGAAAGUUGAAAGGUGAAAAAGAAUUUAAGGGAAGAUAUGAUGUUGAUGAAGUCCACUUCUCUGACGAGAUUUGUGAUUUCUUUGAAAAGACCAAACCAUCCCUUCUUUUAACAUUGUAUGGCCUUAAUACAGACAGUGGAAAAAAGAGCACCCCUGCAGCCUUCAAUGGCAUCAAUAAGUUCAAGGUGAAUGAUGAGUUACUUCACCCAGAGAUUUCUGAAUGCCGUGUUUUCAAGAGUGACUAUGAAUUGGAUUUACUUCGCUACACCAAUAAAGUAUCCAGUGCUGCUCAUAGAGAGGUAAUGAGACAGAUACGUCCAGGGAUGUACGAGUACCAGCUGGAAAGCAUAUUUCGUCAUUUUUGUUCUUACUAUGGAGGUGGUCGUCAUUUAUCUUACACCUGUAUUUGUGGAAGUGGAGAAAAUGCAGCUAUUUUGCACUAUGGACAUGCUGGAGCUCCAAAUUCCAGAAGACUUGAUGACGGGGAUGCUUGUUUACUUGACAUGGGAACAGAAUAUUGCUGUUAUGCAUCUGAUAUCACUUGCUCUUAUCCAGUAAAUGGCAAAUUCACUGAAAAACAGAAGAUCAUCUACGAAGCAGUAUUGAAGGCUUCUAUAGCUGUUUUUGCAGCAAUGAAACCAGCUGUCUCCUGGGUGGACAUGCAUAAGCUUGCUGAAAGAAUUCAAUUGGAGGAGCUAAAAGAAGCUGGUUUGCUUCAAGGAGAUGUUGAAGAAAUGAUGAAAGUUCGUCUGGGUGCUAUAUUUAUGCCUCAUGGUCUUGGACAUUUCAUGGGAAUUGAUACUCAUGAUGUUGGUGGCUAUAAUGCAGGUGGAGAAAGAUCAACUGAACCAGGGUUGCGUUCUCUUCGAACUAAUCGUAUUCUACAACCACGAAUGGUUCUGACAAUUGAGCCAGGAAUAUAUUUUAACAAUGUUCUUCUUGAUGCUGCUCUUGCUGACCCAAACCAAGCUAAGUUUCUGGUUGCAUCUGUCAUAGAUGAAUAUCGUAACAGUGGUGGAGUGAGAAUUGAAGAUGAUGUGAUUGUGACCGAUGAUGGUGUUGAAAUGAUGACCAACGUUCCAAGAACUGUGGAGGAAAUUGAAAAUUUCUUCAGAAGUAGACCAGAACCAACACUUCCUCUGCCUUCAGAAAUCCCAUGUAUUCAUGAGAAGCAAUGUGUGGCACAGAAAUAGAAAAUGCAUCAUUCUUUUGAUUUUCAUUGUUCAAUGAAAGAAUUUCUUUAUAUCUUGAUUAUAGUUUACAUUGUAUAUUUUUGAUACAUACACACACAGAGGCACAUACACAUACAUACACACACACACAAACACACACAUAUAUACAUAUAUAUAUAUCUAUACACACAUGCAUGUCUAUGUGUUUAUGUGUAUACAUAUAUAUGUAUAUAUACAUAUGCAUGUAUAUAUGUGUUUAUAUAUAUAUAUAUAUAUAUAUAUAUAUAUAUAUAUGAAUAUGUAUAUAUUAUAUGUUUGUGUGUGUGUAUGUAAAUAUAUGUGUGUGUGUGUGUGCAAAACAAUCUUUUUUUAUUACCUUUAUUUUUUUAAUUUCCCAUGAGUUUUAUUUUGUUAAUCUGCAUUGGCCCACAUCCUACACGCAUGCACAUCUACCAACACUUUAAGUGAUGGGCCUCACAGGUGCACUGUGUAAAACCUACCCCUAUUUUUUUUAACCCACCCUUGAAUUUAGCACUACAGCUGCAACUGCUUCUUUUCACAACUUGUCAAUCAACUCUUUACCACACCCACUUGGUAGGCCCACCUCUUGUCUCUUCUGUUUUCCCUUUCUUGAACCUGAUACUUAAACACUUUUCUCUCAAAACACAGCACCAACCAUAUUAACCCCCUCCAAGCUAUUUUCAUCCCAUCCCUCUCUGACUAAAGCUGCUGCCUAUGGUGAACCUCAGGAAUCAUGCAAAUCAAAUACUAAAACAAAAAGCCUUUUUGAGGUUCUUUAUUGAAUAUUUAUAAUUUAUUGAAAAUAAAAAAAAAAAGAAAGAAAAGAAAAAUAAUGCCUGGAGUAGAUGAGAGGUAAUUUAGUUGUUAAAUAACGAAACCAGUUGAUAGCCAUAAUGGUGUGCAUUAAUAUAAGAGGAAAUUAGUGAUUAAUAGUCGUCUGUUGACAAUUAAUGAAUUUAAAUAGUUAAAAAGAAAUGUCAAAAGUUGGUUUGCCAUGAGGAAUUGGAAAUAUUUGAUGAUUGACACUAUACACAUACACAGCUAAAUAUUGUGAAAAAGUUCUGUAACAACAUGAAUUUUCAUAUUUACUUGAAAGAAAAAGGAAAAAUAUUAAUUCUUUGAUUAUAAUAUUUGGUAUUUUAAACACAGUAUUUUUUUUCUUUUUGUCAUUCCUAUUAAAUGAGAAAUGGCUUUUGGUUUGUUCCAUACACAAACUUCAAAGACUCGUCUAUGAUUCUUUAGAGAAAAAUUAAACCAUAUUGUUUAAUAUUGUUGCAGAAGAAUAAAUAAAAUUGCCAUUUAUCAAUUUAAUUCCUUUAUCAUAUCUUCAAAUAUAUUUUUGAAUUACUGUAUGAUAAUUGUGAUAAAAUAAAGUGCAAAUAUGUUUUCAA
Molecule: messenger RNA, 3072 nt
Organism: Octopus bimaculoides (California two-spot octopus)
Lineage: Eukaryota; Metazoa; Mollusca; Cephalopoda; Octopoda; Octopodidae
Product: xaa-Pro dipeptidase
Molecular function (GO): metalloaminopeptidase activity; manganese ion binding
Source: RefSeq, a predicted model, not a curated record